Messenger RNA from Octodon degus (degu), 7193 nucleotides. RefSeq names its product A-kinase anchoring protein 12 (gene Akap12). Gene Ontology annotation, molecular function: protein kinase A binding; calmodulin binding. Gene Ontology annotation, cellular component: cytoplasm. Bases 1228 to 6126 code for a protein of 1632 amino acids. NCBI's taxonomy places the organism in Eukaryota, Metazoa, Chordata, Mammalia, Rodentia, Octodontidae. The record is from RefSeq and is a predicted model, not a curated record. The transcript is spliced from 4 exons. Gene Ontology annotation, biological process: regulation of protein kinase C signaling; signal transduction.
AACCUUGGCCUCCACAGCGCCAGGUGAGUGCCUUGCCCCUGAAUUACAUCCCCAGCCCCAGCUUCUUAAAUUGGUAAUGGAGACUUAAAUUCUUUGUGCAAACUGAGGCCCUUAGUUGCCAUUAUAUAGAACUGGGAUACUUUUUGCCUUCCAGCCUCAAUCUCUUUAUGCCUGUGUGCCAAAUAAUCUAGCAAAAAAUAGAGUUUAAAUGUUUGUGACUGCCUGCUCCCUUCAUAUUACGUUCAAAAGGAGGAAAAGAAAACAAGCCACUUAGGCAGCAAGCACCGCAAGCCUUAUCUUCAGAAAAUACUUAAGGCGAAGGAGCGAACGUGUGCCACCGUGCUUCGGCAUCACGGAGACCAGUGGCCUGGCUGGGUGGCCUCCAGCGUCAGGCCCUCCAAGAGGGCCGGCGCAUUUCCAGUAACAGUCUCAUUUUUCCCCAUCUCCCGGGGGAUGGAGGGCGGCGAGCCGCUGAUGGCGUUUGCUGACAUCACCGGUUCCGGACGGUGAGGAGCGGGGCGCCCGGCCCACAGCCCGCCGCUGCCGCAGGAGCCCCGCGCUCCCGCCUGGCCGCGCUCCCGCCCUAAUAUGGCCAAGCCUCGGGGGAGCCCGGAGCGCUCGCGUUCCAGGCUCACCGAGGGGAGGCAGGGGACGAGGUUUAGAGUCAGACACAAUGUGAAGGGUCGGGGUUCGCUACUGGGCGGGUUGCAAGCGGGCACCGUAGAAGCGCCAGCCUUGGGUCAUCAUCAAUCACUGAACAAAACCCAGCCACCACAGUGUCCCCGGGACGCUGUGGGCCCCCUUUUCUCGCUGUCCCUCCCACCUUCUGCAGCCCUAGGGCAGCCCCGCGGCUCCUGCCCCAGUUAGCGGGUGGCGCCUUGGGGGUCGACGGGCGUCUCCCCGAGACCUAGGUGGCGCCGCGCCCCGGUGCCGGUCGCGCUGGCGGUCCAAGCGCCCGCCCGGGAUGCUGCUGCUAGGCGUGUCCGGGCUGCGCUCAUGUGAUGGAGCGAGGGAGCGACGGGGCGGGGGAGGAGGGCAGGGCGGGGAGGAGGCGAAGAGGUGGUGGCUUUUUUUUUUUUUUUUUUUCUUUUAAGGAGUUUGCAGCGGGCGCAUCGCUCCCAUUCGCAGUCCCGGCGCGUUCACGGUAGGACGCGGUGAAGGAGGCGCUCCUGGCACUCGCGGGCGCGCGUCUUCUCGGAUUUGGGGAAGGCGUCUCCAGUGCGAGUCAUGGGCGCCGGGAGCUCCAGCAGGCAGCGCGGACCCGAGCCGGCGCCGGCUGGGGGCGAAGCUCCGGCUGAGCCAGAGCCCUCCAGCGGCCCCGCGGAGGAGGCGGCGCCCGACCCCGCCGGGGACCCCGCCAUCGCCGCCGUGGACCCGGCCACCAAGCUCCUGCAGAAGAACGGUCAGCUGUCCACCGUCAAUGGCUUGGCUGAACAAGGAGAGCUCAUCCUCCAGGAGGGAGCCCAGAAUGGCCAGGAGGAGGAAGUCAUUGUCACCGAAGUCGGACAGAGGGAGCCUGAAGAUGUAAGGAAGAAAGACUUGGGCAAAGACACAGCUGCCAACUCUGUGGCUGUUGAGGACGUCACACAGGACAAGCAGGAGGAAAUGCCGGAAAUGAUUGAACAGAUUCCUUCUUCAGAAGGCAGCUUAGAAAAGGCAACACAGCCUCCUGAGGCCCCGGCUGAUGACAUUGGGGAGCCCCGUGUGGAGACUGGAGAGGCAGCAGCCAAAGGGAGUGAACGGAAGCUCUCCCUGGGGAAGGCGGAAGACACCCUGAAGCACCAGCAACAUGACACUGAAAUUUCUCUCACCGCUGGGUCUGGCCAAGCAGCAGCAGAAGGCGGGGAUGAAGGAGAAUCAGCGCUGGAGAAAGAACCCACUAAGUCUCCCGAGUCUCCCACCACCCCAGUCACCAGUGAGACCACAUCGACCUUCAGGAAAUUCUUCACCCAAGGAUGGGCCGGCUGGCGGAAAAAGACGAGUUUCAGGAAGCCAAAGGAGGAGGAACUGGAAGCUUCUGAGAAGAAGAAGGAGCAAGAGCCAGCAAAGGCAGACACAGAGGAAAACGAGAAGCCAGAAGAUACCUCUGAGCAGCUCGCAGCUUCGGAGCAGCCCCAGAAGCCCGCGCAGGGUGCGGAGGAGGGCAGAUUAUCGGCCGACUACGAGAAGGUGGAGCUGCCCUUGGAGGAUCAAGUCAGCGGCGUGCAGAGCCCUUCUGCAGAGAAAUGUGCUCCACUGGCAACAGAGGUAUUUGAUGAAAAAGUAGAAAACCACCAGGAAGUUGUUGCCGAAGUCCACGUUAGCAGCAGAGAGAAGGAAAUAGAGGCGCUAGAAGCAGACAUGGGAGAAACACAAGCCUUGCCAUCUGAAAAACUGCCAGAAACCAAUGCUCAGGAGACCCAGGAAGCUGAACUCGCUGAGACGCUGGAGAAGACCAAAGAAGCGUGUGCCUCGGGCGGAGACCCCAGCCGGCCGACAGAGCUGAGUCCCGACGAGAAGGUGUCACCCAAACACCCCGAGAGCGUCGUGAGCGACGUGGCCACGCUGUCAUCACAAGACAGAGUCAAGGUGCAGGGAAGCCCCCUAAAGAAACUGUUCUCUAGCAGUGGCUUAAAGAAGCUUUCUGGGAAGAGACAGAAGGGGAAACGAGGAGGAGGUGGAGGAGGAGACGAGGAGUCAGGGGAAAAUCAUCAAGGCGCGGCGGAGUCUCCGGAUAGUGCCGAUGAGCAGAAGGGCGAGAGCUCGGCUUCAUCCCCGGAAGAGCCCGAGGAGAUUACGUGUCUGGAGAAGGGGAUCGCAGAGGGGCAGCACGAAGGCGAGGCCGAGGAAGGAACCACUUCCGACGGAGAGAAAAAGCGAGAGGGCGUCACUCCCUGGGCGUCAUUCAAAAAGAUGGUGACCCCCAAGAAGCGCGUACGCCGGCCUUCCGAAAGUGAUAAGGAAGACGAGGUGGAGAAGCUCGACAAGGUCAAGAGUGCCACCUUGUCUUCCACGGAGAGCGCAGCCUCUGAAAUGCAGGAAGAGAUCAAAGGCACCGGCGAAGAGCAGAAGCCCGAAGAGCCGAAGCGCAAGGUGGACACAUCGGUGUCUUGGGAGGCAUUGAUCUGCGUGGGGUCCUCCAAGAAAAGAGCGAGGAAAGCGUCCUCUUCUGAUGAGGAGGGAGGACCAAAAGUGGUGGGAGGAGAUGCCCACAAAGCAGAGGAGGCUGCCAGAGACAAAGAGACGGCUGCCGACUCGGGCCUGGCUGGCGCCCAGGAGCCGGAUCAAGGGCAGGGAAGCUCCUCCCCUGAGCCGGCGGGAAGCCCCUCCGAAGGGGACGGUGUUUCCACCUGGGAGUCAUUUAAAAGAUUAGUGACCCCAAGAAAAAAACCCAAGUCAAAACAGGAAGAGAAAAGCGAAGAAUCUGGUGUUGAGCAUUCAGCUUCCGAUGUUGAACCUGGGAAAGAAGAAUCUUGGGUUUCAAUUAAGAAGUUUAUCCCUGGACGGCGGAAGAAAAGGUCGGAUGGGAAACAAGAACCAGCCACCGGUGGAGACACGGGGCCCACCGAAAUCAAUGAAGAGGACUCUGAUGUCCCGGCCGUGGUGCCUCUGUCCGAAUAUGACGCUGUGGAAAGGGAGAAGAUGGAAGCUCAGCAAGCCUCCCAAAGUGAGGGUCUGUCUGAGCAGCAGGUGGGUGUGGAUGUGCCCGAGACACUCAGUCAGAAGCUGGCGCCUUGUGUGACAGUGGCUAUGGUCGAUGGGACAAGGGCAGUUACAAGUGUGGAAGAACGGUCUCCUUCUUGGAUAUCUGCCUCUGUGACGGAACCGCUUGAACAGGCACAAGAUGAAGCCACACCAUUAACUGGGGAGGUGACUGAAAGCGAAGUAACAGCAGAAGAAACAGCCACAGCCACCCAGACUGUGCCCGAGGUCAGAGAGACCCCCAGUGACACGAUCACUAGCAAAGUGGAAUUAGCUGCUGAGACAGUGACCGCUGCAGAUCCUGCUGAGGUGCUCUGCGCCACUGAAGAGGCCACUGAAACAUCGGCUGCAGAAGAGACCACAGAGAUGAUUUCUGCAGUUUCCCAGCUCACUGACUCCCCCGACACCACCGAGGAAGCCACCCCCGUUCAGGAGGUGGAAGGCGGUGGGCUAGAUGCAGAAGAACAGGAGCGGCAGACUCAGGCCAUCUUACAAGCAGUUGCAGAAAAAGUAAAAGAGAAGUCACAGUUGCCCAAUAGCAGCAGGGCUGAAGAUGUGACACUGGUCAUGCAGAGAGCAGAACCAAAAGUCCUGGAGAAGGUGGAGGAAGCACAAGAAGAUGCUGAAGCAGUAGUGCUGAGAGUAAACGUCCAGAAAACAAAAACUGAGCAUUUUACAGAAGGGGAGGUAGCAGUGCAGGCUGCCCCUGAGGGCUGUGAGGAAGUUCAGGUCUCAAUGAGUACAGAAGCUGGGGAGCUUGUAACCAUGUGCCAAUCUGAGGACUUAGCUGGGGUGCAGCCCCCCGAGCAGCCUGUUCUCCCUGACUCAGCAGAAACCCUGACCGACAGUGAGACCAAUGGAAGCACCCCGGUGGCAGAUGUUGAGGUGCUAGACACAAUACAGCAAGAUGAGGUCACAGACGAGCAAGAGAACCAUGUGGUUGCUUCUGAUACCCAGUCACUGGUUGGGUCUGCAACACUGCCUGCUGUACAAUCCCAGGAAGAAUGUAAAGAACAAUUAAAACCAAAAGAAGGUCUAGAACCUAAGGAUCAAGAGCUGUCAGGGGAGGCCAUAACCAUAAUAUCCAAGACUGACGUGUUUCAAGAGUCCUGCCAGCUUGCUGACGGAGAAGCUAGAGACAGACCAUGCAUUGGUGGCCUUGUCGCCUCUACACAUGUGGCCAGUCAGGAAAAAGUCACUGAAGUUCCCUUUAGAGGUGAACUGCCUGAAGGAGCAGAAUGUCAGAAGAAUGGUAACACAGAAUUCCAGAGUGCAGGCCCAGAAGAAGGAGAGGGCAUAGCUCGGGAGGAAAAAGAGAAAGGUGAUGCAGAGAGGGCACAAGACGGUGAAGAAAAAGUUGAGUCCAAAUCAGUUGAAGGGCUCCAUCAGCAGCUAGUCCAGACAGCAGAUGUGCGCCCCGCAGAUGGGGAGAAGGAAAUAAGCAGCUCUGAAGGAAGUGCUCCUCCUCCUCCUCCAGAUGAAGAGGGAGCAGGAUGUGUCGACACUCAAGGCCAGGGCCCCAAGGCCCCUGUGAUGGCCACAGCCGCAGCAGUGGGGGAGGAGGUCCUAGGAGACACUGGCAGGAUUUCAGGGCCUGCGGGUGCACACCUGGGACCAGCAGAAAGGUCCUCUGGAGAAGACGAGGUCUGGAGUCCGGUCAGAGUGUCAGCCAUGCCUGAGAAAGACCUGCCCCAGGCCCUGGAGGGAGAGGAAAGCACAUUUCAGGAACAGAAAGCGGAUGAGGGCGAGUGGGGCCGUGGAGCAAGCCCAGCCGCCCAGGGCAGCCCGCAGGCCGAGAGCCAGAUCUUGGAACUUGAGACUGAGAGCAGUAAGCUCGUGCAAGACAUCAUCCAGACAGCUGUGGGCCGGGUCUCCCGGACCGAGGAAUCGGUGUCUCAGGCCGAAGCCUUUCCGUCUGACACAGCCACCGAGGCUCCCCUGGCACCGGCUGACAGCCAGGAAGCCAGACAGCUGGCAUCUGUGCGGGAUGAGAUGCAAACUACAGCCACCCCACCUGAGUCCCAGCCUGCCACCCAAACACCUGAGCUUCCUGAUGCCGCCGAAGAUGGGAACGGAGCUUCAGCAGAGACCCUGGCAGCCGAGGCUAAAGGUUCUGGUGUGGACCAACAGCAGCUGGAAGAGGGGGUGUGCCCAGCCGGGGCAGAGAGCAGUGCAGCGAAGCCCACCCAGUCAGGAGAAAAAAUAGACAAGUCACCUCCUGGCUCCCAAGGCCACGAAGAGGAGGAUCCCACCCAGGAGCCCGAGGACCCCAACACAGCCCAGACAGACACGGAGGCCCUGGGAGCCUGCACCAAAGAGUCCUCAGACACCAACGGACCAAAACUAAUGGAGAAGGAAGCAGGAGCUCAGGGAGAGAAGGAGCACAGAGAGUCGGAGAAGGACCUGGAGUCCAGGAAGGCUGAGAGCGAGCCGGCCGAGUCCUAAGGUGCUUUAAUGUCGUUGGAUACUUGCAGGACCAGAAUGUGAAGACAAGUCACGGAAGAAAAUGCUGCUGCUGAGACUCAAGACCCGGUAGUUCAGAACUUGGAGAACCAGAGAGCAGGCGCACCCGCUGAUCUCACACACAUAGCACCCCAACAAUCCUGAGGCUUCAUCGGGAGCUACAGCCAUAUGACACUGCCCUUUGUUCAAGACCACCUAUUAUUUUUCCUUGAAGUCAUAUGAUAUUUCUGAGUUGAGGUCCUAAUUUCUGACCUGGAACUGGAGUUGGCAACAUCUUCUCAAACUGGAGUACCGUCCUUUAUGUAUUUAUGUGUCUGGAGUAAUCCUCUUUCUUUAUCUAUUGUAUGUUUUGGCUUUUUGUUUUGUUGUGUUUUAUUUUUCUUUAAAGACAUGUGCAGCACCGUACAUGCCUUUGGUUAUCUUACAACAUUGGGCAGGGCAUGCGGCUUGUGGUGAGGCCCUGGCAAGUUUAAUGCCUCAUUCUGACCUGUGAAAAACAGCUCUCAACAAGUAACAUUCCUGGUGAGAAGGUACAAUUCUUACUCUGAAAAUUCACUAAAGCUUAGAUCCAUGCUCAGUAGUACUCAGAAACUGGUCACUUGCCUAUUAUGCACAGUGAGCUAAAAAUAAAAAGCAUUUUGAAACACACAGAAUGUUCCAUUGUUACUGUGAAAUUUUUCUUUUAGUUCAGCAGAGGUUGGAAGCUUUUUUUCAUGAGCUGAUGAAGUCUUAAGUCUUUCCUCCUAAUUGUUAAAAUGGCUUGGACAGAUGAGUGUGCUUAAUUCUGAGGCAGCAUAGUGAAAUGCUUUUCAUGUUAUAUAGAAAGAAUUGGCUAUUGUACGUUGUUGAUUCCGCUCUUAUAAUCUGGACCGCAUUCGCCCACAGAAUGAAACGAGUCAAGUCCCCUUCUUUAUAAAUGGUAUUUUGAUAGAUACUGGAUUGUGUCUUGUGUCAUACUUGUGCCCUUUCUUUUAAGAACAAUGUUGCAUUAUGUUCAUUUGGAUAAACUGUGAUUUAACAACUGAUUUAAAUAAAAUACUUGGCUUUCA